CACGCGAUCAAUUAUUGAUGGGAUUGAGAUUCAAUCAUUGCAAUUUGAGAUGAAUACCCAAGACGAGCCGAGAUGACAAGACUAUUGCGACCUCCACGACAGGAAUCGGAAGUGAUGGCGGCCAUUUGUGGAGUGAACACUCGAGGGUGCCGACUGCAAUCAUGGCUUACGUGAUGAGGAGAGGAAAAAUCGGAGAAUCGGAUACGCAUCGGCUCGUCGGCUGUGACCGCGAGGUGGAUGAGUGCGCUCAGUCCGCGUGUCGAUUCCUGGCAUACAAAAUGCCAAUCCCGACAUGACCAAGCUGCGAUGACGAGCGAGCACAUCGUCGCGUGCACAGACACAUGGUUGCAGUCCGCGCGAAAAAGACGCGUCUUGAUUGACGAAGGAAACAGCGGAGGUAUCUGAUGGAAGUACUGCAUGUAUUAUAGGAAAUGCCUAGCAACUUGUAGCUCCUCAGCAAAGACACGCUGCCUCCUCAGUUAGGACCUCGUAUGUCCUCAGUGGAGACGACGGGCUCCGAUGGACGCGCGGCAGCUCAUUCACUUUGCGUUUUGCAUCUUUGAACUCACCCGUCCACUUCCCUCCUCGUUCCUUUAUCAAAAAUGGUCAAAUACGUGCUCACCGGCGCCGACGGCAACCUGGGUGGCUUCGCCGCCGACUACAUCGCCGAGAUCAAGGGCGACAACGACGAGUUCGUGUUCACGAGCUACAAGAUCGACAGCGUCCCAGAGGAGAAGAAGGCUGCAUGGGCGGCCAAAGGUAUCCAGGUCGUGCUGGCCACCUACGACGACGUUGAUACUCUGAAGAAGGUGUUCGAAGGUGCUGAGGCUGUCGCCUUCAUCUCCACCUGGCUCAUCGGUGACGGCCGCCGCAACCAGGCCAAGAACGUCAUCCGGGCAGCCAAAGAGACCGGUGUCAAGCGCAUUUGCUACACGUCAUUCGUCGGUGCCGGAUCGGACAAACCCAACGAGGAGGUCCCGUUCCUGCCUCGUGAUCACCACUUCAUUGAGCACGAAAUCUACGCUUCGGGUCUGGACUACAAUAUCCAGCGUAACUGGUUGUACCAGAACAAUAUCCCACAGUUCUUUGCCCAGUCGUGGCACUUCACCGAAGACCGUUGGCUUGUCAACAGCCACGGCGUCCCCGGCGCGUAUGUUGCCCGUGAGGACUGCGGUCGCGUCUUCGGUGCUCUUCUGCUUGGUAAGCAAGAGAAGAACACGGUUGUCGACGUGACGGGUCCAGAACCCGUGCUAGACAAGGACAUCUUCGAAUGGAUGAACAACAUCAGUGGCUACAAGGCCGAAUUCGUCGACAUGUCGGAUGAGGAUCUCCGUGCUUACUGGCUUGGUCGUGGUCUGCCCACUGACGUGUAUGGCGACUUCUCCAAGCUCCCCAUGAAGCUGUGCAUCGGCGAUCUGUUGUGCUGCGGUGAGACUCUGGCCAACGGCUCCAUGAACAAGGUGACGGAUACGGUUGAGCGUUUGACCGGCCGUAAGCCUCUGGGCUACAAGGAGAACCUGCUUCAGUAUAAGGAAAUCUUCCCCAAGAACCAGUAAAUCGUCGUGUAGAUGGUUGGGAUCCACGUGUAAAACGUCUCUCUUGGCUAGUGUUGACAUUGAAUAUGACAGCGUGUACAGAUUUUAUUCACUCUACUUUCACUUUGAGUGUCAGAUAUGAGAGCAGCA
Phytophthora nicotianae INRA-310 is the source of this 1685-nucleotide messenger RNA. RefSeq lists its product as hypothetical. Lineage: Eukaryota; Oomycota; Peronosporomycetes; Peronosporales; Peronosporaceae. The transcript has a single exon. The coding region runs from base 603 to 1556 and encodes 317 amino acids. The record is from RefSeq and is a predicted model, not a curated record.